GCCGGGUCACGUCUACUGUAAGUUAAGAGCUUGCAGUCAACCAUCACAACACUACCAAUACAUUCCAGACGUGCACUGUAUCAUCCCCAACCUUGUCUGGCACACUGUCUGUGAAAAUGCGCAGCCGAAGCACCAGAAAAUUCGAGUUCUCGCCAUAGCUGCGCGGUAGCAAUGGCAUACAUUGCACAGUCGAGUCCCAUUGGCCAGUUACAGAUUCACGACAGGUUCCAAUGAAGCGGUGUGUGGUCCGUUGCGAGCAGGCUUUCCGGAUGUGGUCGAUGAGGCGUCCGGUAACUUACGUGCCAAGCAGACCCAGUGGUACAUACCGGCGUGACGGUCUCGUAUCCUACGCGUCGGAGCCUAUGCCAGAAAUGUGCCACGGUGCAACUAACCUCUCGCUUGAGCUCACAACCUGCAAAGCAAGGGUACACAACGGCAACGUCAUUCUCCGAGUCCCGCAUCCGCCUGCCGCGUCUAGCAUGUUUCUGACCAGUGACGCCUCCAGCGACCCGGCGCAAAUGAACGAAUCCUGCAUUCCCCGAUCGCAGCUUGGAGCAAUCUGCCGAUAUCUUGGACUUAUCCUGAGUGCCGUGAAUCCGAGGUUAGCUCCAUACCUAGGGACUGGCCCUACCAAGCUCGAAAUCGCACUGUCCUACGCGCCGCCAUCCCUUGUUCAUCCACAUCCAGGAUACGCGCUACACGGGACACAGCGACCUAGUGAUGCUGCUUACGACACUCUACACGUUCCAGUCUAUAUCGCCAAUAUCACAACUCGUGUUUCCGGGCCCGCUAUUGCUGAGUCGUUCAUCACGGUGGACCUACAAGCGUCCUCGUCUCGCCUCGUGUUGUGCGGCUGUCAUAUCCGCCUCGCCUCCGAUAGGGUUGUUGAUGCGAUACGGAGAACAGCGAUGACAGCUGACGAAUAUGCCGGUGGACGUUCGGAGACACUGCGGCGUAGCCAUCGAACGAGCCACGCAGAUCACCCUUGGACCACCUUGGCGCGUAGCUCUAUGCAAACCUGGCCAGCGAGGAUCGCUUCGACGCUCCUAGGCAUUGGCGUUUCGUGCGAGCGUGAACUCUUGAGUCAAUGUCGCGAUGCGCACGACCACACACUGACAGUUCUGGACACAUUCGAAGCAGGGAUAGACAGGGAACGGUGGUACGGUGUGCAGUCUUUUCUGGGUGAGUCCGUACGUCAGGUUGCUGCCUUGCUGCAAUCGGCGUCGGCCUCCGUACGACGGAAUGCUACGCAAUCACUCGCGCUCAAGCCCAAGGCUCUCACCUUGAGGAUCCCUAUUCCAGUUGCAUUGUCCGAGUUUGCGAGUGACUCCGUCCGUGGGCUGCCUCCCACAGGGACUGCUCCUCACCGGCGCAAUGCGUCACUUACUCACGGUUUGAGGCACGGUAGAGGCUCGUGCCUCCGUAUGGCAACCACCCCCGGGCCUACCUUCUCGAGGGUCUCGCAAUGCCGAUAUGGAAAGCGGUCUUCUGCCUGUUACCCUUCACAGUCUCUCGGACUUGCCCCCGCGUUCGGAUACGCUCUAUUUGCAACGCAGCUAGAACGCGUGCCAUCAGACUGUGUGCUCGCAGUGCCUUUCAGGCAGGCUCAAAGGCCGGCGCUGAUAUGGCCAUACGCCGCCGCUUCGCGGAAUGACCAGACCUGCCCUUCCGGGCAUCGAAGCUUACUCACGGGCACCGUGCCUGCCAUGCUCGAAGUUCGCAGCACGCAUGAACGCAGACAGAGCAGUGCACACCCCGUCCGAAGGUGUCCACUGUCUAUCCUCGCGCCGCAGGCCGCCAAAAACGACCGAAACGGGCAAGACAGCCGGGUGUGGAAGCGCCAAGGCGCGUUUACAUCACCGGCGAUCAAAUGUUGCUUCGCGAGCUCGCCCAGGCCGCGCGCGUGCCCUCAGAUUUACUGGGUACCCACGCACGGACCAGGAAAUUUACUGGAUUUACUCGGGCCGAGUAAAAUAAACGCCCGUGUAAUCGGGAUUAGUCACAACUUGCAAUGCCUGUAUGCGGUCGUUUCUAAUAGUUCUACUGAUCACUCGUGGGCCUGGAGUGCCUCAGGACAACCCACGUCCAUCAGCCACAUCAGUCCCAGGAACGCGCUAGGCCCAUCAGCCGGCGCCUGCAAUGUUCCUUGCACUCACGGCGCCGCAGGCGCGCUCUGCGCGAUGUGUAUCCCGCACCCCGACACAUCACACCCUCGCCCUUCCCGAUUAGGCAAUAGCCACUCGCCACGACGACACUUCAGCCACCCACCCCGCCAAGCCCCGCCACCAUUAGCGAUGGAUGGUAUUUCUGUAACUCACGGCGCCGCAGGCACGCUCUGGCACGCACCGCGAUGUGCAACGUCGCGCCCAGCGCUGUAUCGCGCCCGCGCAUACCCCAAACAGGCAACCGCGACGCAUUAA
Fomitopsis serialis is the source of this 2420-nucleotide messenger RNA. RefSeq lists its product as uncharacterized. The record is from RefSeq and is a predicted model, not a curated record. NCBI's taxonomy places the organism in Eukaryota, Fungi, Basidiomycota, Agaricomycetes, Polyporales, Fomitopsidaceae. The coding region runs from base 231 to 2420 and encodes 729 amino acids. The transcript has 15 exons.